AUGGCUCUUAACGCUUCCGCGAUGACGAUCCCAGCGGAAGCCAUGGACUACAGAUCGCGCAAAGCGGACGAUCACCGAGCUACAGGACCCACUGGGGUGUUCUUAGAAAUGGAAUGGGCAUUGGAUACGGACUGGUACGACCGCGACGCUAGCUGGCGGCCCUUCAUACCCACGAAGUCGGAUGACUCGGUUGAGGGGACCUUAAGCGAGAGUGGCCAGGACUGGUUUUUCGAUCUGGGAUCAUCUAUACCUUGGGAACAGGGCGACAGCGAAGGUUUCAUUAUUCCGGGUCCCACCCGCUCAGCAAUCGACGCGGACCUCGUCCUCUGGUCUUGGCUCAUCGACGAGAUUACGACACACCACCCAUUCCCCUGCGAUUCCGCUCGCCCGCGCCCAUAUGACCAAGGCAUUCUCUUUCAGGGUUUUUCCAGCUGUGAAGAGUUACAAGCAGCAGGAGCAGUUGCGAAGAGAACAGCAGUCGAUUACCUCGGUUUCCUUACAUGGUGGACGGUAUCAAUCUCUCGAUGGGAAGCGGAUCUCGACGCCCCAGUAGCCGACCAGAUCAAGAGCCUUCGCCUCGAGCGCUUCCGCAGACGAGGGGUAUUAGUGGAUUUGGAACAGCAUUGGCAGGAGAUCAACGUCACGAACCUUCUGCGGCAUGGAGUGCCAAUUGCUUAUCCAUGGUCACCCUCAUUAUCCUGCUCCCCACGCUUCCGUUCCUUCGCCCCUCGCAUUCUACAAGCGUAUGACGAACGACGAAUCUCGACGGGAGGUGAAGUCCACUCCACGGACUUUGACGACUGGUCCGACGAAUUUGCUGUGAUCCGACAGUACGAUCGCUUCUUCCAAGAAACCUGUGUCAAAGGCCGGCCAGACCCAGACGUCCGGUUCGACGACGAUUGGGAUUAUUAUGUGGUUGACUUUCGAGGAUGGUCACGCCGUCGCAUUCCCAUCAGCGUGGCUCAGGAAUAUUAUGUUCUCUUCGCGUCUACUGUGGACAGAGAAAGCCAAGGGACGACUGUCCUCUUCCGUCGAUGGGAACCUCUGGAUAACCUCACAGAUGGGCUCCCUCACUUUGUCGGUCCCACCGAGUCAAGUGAGGACUGCAGCAGCUUUACAAGGAGCUCAUACGAAAUACGAGAGUUACAUAAAUACAAGCACGCUCCGAUCCCGGGCGAACGAUUCGAUUUGGAGGGUCGUCUCAUACUCCCGUUGCCUCUCGCUGGUAUACCUCUGAACAGGAUGCAUCCCCGGAAGCAUGGUACCCGAGACGAGCUCUCUCUGGGCGCUGGCCGAUUGCUUCGGUUGAUGGUAUCCAAUAGCCGGCAACGUGGAUCCGGAUUCUCGGACAGCGAUUCAGCGAGUACAUCGCAGUCACGUCCCACAUCUCGAAUUUCGUCCACCAACCGGAGUCGUGGCCGUUCAGCCUCUCCUCGCCCUCAAACCUAUGAACAGCGUCGUGCUGGUUCCACCCCGAUAACACCAGCUGGCCGUCAACGAGCGAUUGCGAAACUGGAAGAAGAAUGUAGUAUGAUCACCUACCACGGCACCAUCUGGUCAAUCCCGCCUAACCUGGAUUGGGAUACGUCCUUCUAUAGGGACAGUAUUCUUCUUUUCCCUGAUAACCGUACGUUGACUCGCCUUCGGUACUGGGCAGCUUGCGAUCCGGGGAUUUCAUCCAUGCGCCAACUCCUCGAAUUGGCAAUAUCUCGCAACAUGAAGUUCAUCAUGGCGACGUCGAUGAGUGAUCUGAAGACUUUUAAACCCAUUACCACUCCAGAGUUAUCCGAGCUUACGAAACGCACCUACGAAACCGGCUUCCAGGAGGAACACCUAAAGGACAUUAACGGUGGCGCGGCUUUUCGUGACCAGUACAUGGGCAAAUUAGCAGAUAUCCUACGGAGACCGCAGGCUAGAGCUCUUAUCAGUAUGGGUGGCCCCACAGCCUGGAUUGCCAAACGUUAUGGUGGUCCCCCCAUGAUUCAACGCUUUAUGGACGGCCCAUCAACCCAAGUCACUGUCCAUCAUAGGGGAGCGGUCACUUCUUCCCCGUUCUACGACGAACCCUUGUUCCACGAUCAGAUUUCGGCACAAGAGGAGAACCUUGUCCAUGGCUUCGUUCCAGCUGAGAACCCAGAACAUCAUCGCUGGCUAUUCCCCACCACCGAGAUUAUGGAGGAUUACUGCAACCACUGGCGUGGGGAAUGGACUCAAGGCUGCGAUCUCAUCUUCCAUAACAUCGCUAAGGGACUGGACCGAGGCACAGCUAAACCUCUCACGCGGAAAGGUUGGAAAGCUUAUCUUCACAGUCCAAACCAUGGUACCCGGCGUCCGGCAAUUGUCCUCACCAACUCCCAUUUUACUCGCACGGAUGAGCUCUUACGUGAUUUCCCAGGUGGAUGGCACGGGCGGCGCAUUGCGGAUAUCCCCAUCCCCAUUCCUUUUGAUUCGUUAGAUGGAAAUUAG
Molecule: messenger RNA, 2466 nt
Organism: Laccaria bicolor S238N-H82
Lineage: Eukaryota; Fungi; Basidiomycota; Agaricomycetes; Agaricales; Hydnangiaceae
Exons: 1
Coding region: 1-2466 (821 amino acids)
Source: RefSeq, a predicted model, not a curated record